CUGAGGAUGAAAAGUUUGAUCUUCAUCAUCUGCUGUCUCUCCACGUGUCCUCUCACGGUCGCCGGCCGUCACCCCACCUGUAACUUCCUGCUGGAGGUGGAGCGGGACCAGGCGGAGUGUGUGAAGAAGCUGGAGGAGCAGGACGCUGCCGACGGCUCCAACGGUUCUGGAUGUAAAGGGACGUGGGACAACAUCGCCUGCUGGGAGCGGGCGGAGUUUGGAGAAACCGUCACCAUCAGCUGUCCUCGAGUCCUCAAGAUCGUGUUUGGAAGAAACGGGAACAUCAGCAGGAACUGCACGUCGUCCGGAUGGUCGGACGUCUUCCCCAACAUAAGCAGCGUGUGCGGCUCGGACACCAGCCAGGACAAGCUGAUCUUCUACGUGGUCGUGCAGACGUUGUACACGUUGGGUCACAGCCUGUCGUUGAUCGCCCUCACCACUGGGAGCGCCAUCCUCUGUCUGUUCCGGAAGCUGCACUGCACAAGGAACUACAUCCACCUCAACCUCUUCUUCUCCUUCAUCCUGCGCGCCGUGGCCGUCCUGGUGAAAGACGACAUCCUGUUCAGCCGGAGCUCGCAGUGCUCCAGCCAGCCGUCUCUGCUGGGCUGUAAAGCCAGCCUGGUGUUCUUCCAGUACUUCAUCAUGGCCAACUUCUUCUGGCUGCUGGUGGAGGGUCUGUACCUGCACACGCUGCUGGUCGCCAUCUUCUCCGAGAACCGCCACUUCCUGGUCUACCUGUUCAUCGGCUGGGGGAUUCCCACCGUCUUCGUCUCCGCCUGGGUGAUGAGCAGGAUCUAUCUGGAGGACACGGGAUGCUGGGAAAGAAACGAGAACCCCAUACCCAACUGGGUGAUCAACGGACCGAUCGGCUUCUCCAUCCUGGUCAACUUCAUCCAGUUCAUCAGCAUCAUUCGGAUCCUGGUCCAGAAGCUGAGGUGUCCCGACGUGGGCGGAAACGACCAAUCACAGUACAGGAGGCUGGCCAAGUCCACGCUUCUACUCAUCCCCCUGUUUGGGAUCCACUACGUGGUCUUCGUGUCUCUCAGUGAGUCCAUCGCUGAAGACUACAGGAUCUUCUUCGACCUGGCCCUCGGCUCCUUCCAGGGUCUGGUGGUGGCCAUUCUCUACUGCUUCCUGAACAGCGAGGUUCAAACUGAGCUGAAGAGGAAGUGGAGGAGUCUGGGUCUGAACUGCCGUCUGAGCAGGAACGGGCUCCGCAGCGCGCUGGCCUCCAGGAACGGCUCGGACCACAUGGUCAAGUUCCAGCAGCGCUCCAGAGCCCAGUCCAUCCUGCAGUCGGAGACCACCGUGCUGUGA
Molecule: messenger RNA, 1317 nt
Organism: Salarias fasciatus (jewelled blenny)
Lineage: Eukaryota; Metazoa; Chordata; Actinopteri; Blenniiformes; Blenniidae
Gene: vipr2
Product: vasoactive intestinal peptide receptor 2
Exons: 13
Coding region: 7-1317 (436 amino acids)
Biological process (GO): cell surface receptor signaling pathway; adenylate cyclase-modulating G protein-coupled receptor signaling pathway
Cellular component (GO): plasma membrane
Molecular function (GO): G protein-coupled peptide receptor activity; vasoactive intestinal polypeptide receptor activity; peptide hormone binding
Source: RefSeq, a predicted model, not a curated record